AUGGACAACAUUCCCCAGCGUGGUGGUCACACUGCUGCCAUCCCAGCAGCCACCACAAGUGCUCCAAUUUCCCUAGGCGAGGGCAUCUUGACCCUGAAGACCGCUGCUCCGCCUGGCGCUCCGAGUCCGCCCGUUAAAGCGGCUGGUGGAAGUCAUAUCCUCUCGGCAUGUAAGCCAAGGAACCCUAGAGCCAAAGAGCGGGUUGGGCCAAACACCGAGCGCGUCGUGGAGUUCGGGGGUUUGAAGAGGGAAUGCAUCGACCAUCGUCCCCACCGUGGUGAGCACGCUGCUUCCACCACACCAGCUACCACCAGUCCUGAAAUUUCCCUCGGCGAGAGCAUCUUGAAAUCAAAGAUCGCUCCGCCACCCAGAUCCUCGAAUGUCCACAUCGAACACCCACCUAUUAAUGCUGCUGCGGAAAACUACAUCCUUGCCACAUGUAAGCCCGAUGCACCUAGCGCCAAACAGCGACGCAGGGGAAAUACCCAAUGGCAUGUAGAGUCCGGGGUUGUUGGGAGGCUGUCCUCUGACCAGACCUUGGAUGCGUCCCUCUUCGACCAAACCAAAAUCUCGGACAUUUCAGAGCCCGAAACAAAUACCGACGACGCUAGGUGCAAAGUCGAACCUCAUCCAUUCAGCGCGCUAUUUGAGAUGCUUAACGAAUGCCCCGACGAAUUCAUAUCUGUAGAACACUUUUACGAAAACUCUAAAGACAAGAUUCCGACAAAUUUUACCAAGGACGAUUUCAAAUGA
Molecule: messenger RNA, 753 nt
Organism: Penicillium concentricum
Lineage: Eukaryota; Fungi; Ascomycota; Eurotiomycetes; Eurotiales; Aspergillaceae
Exons: 4
Coding region: 1-753 (250 amino acids)
Source: RefSeq, a predicted model, not a curated record